UUGUACGGGGCUGCUGCUGAUGCAGAGAUCAUAGCAGGCGAUUGUGUUUCUCUUAGUUAGUAACGGAAGCAUGGCAUGGAUGUGGUUUCUCACCCGUUAGGUCUUCACAUUGGAUGGGAAUCUGUUGUGAGCCCUUGUGUCUAAUAGGAGAAUGAGGAAGAGGAGGAACUGGAAACCUUGGGAGCACCUCGGAAAGCUUAUAUGAAGUCUCAAUGAAAGCAUUAGAACAGCCUCUCUAGUUCUUGAAUCAAUGGCUAAGAAAGGGCGUACGAAGGGCGAGAAGCCCGAAGCCCUUAUUUCUGCCUUACAGGCAGCUAAUGAAGAUCUCAGGUCCAAGUUGACUGACAUUCAGAUAGAGCUGCACCAAGAAAAAUGCAAGGUGAGCAAACUGGAGCGAGACAAGGUGCAAGAGGUGAAGCGGGUGCGAGAGCAGGAGCAGCACCGUCAUACUGCCAUGCUAACAGAGCAGCGGGCAAAGUGGCAUGAGGAAAAGCAAAAGGAGCUCCAGGCUCUCAGGGAAAACCUGACACGGCAGCACGAGCAAGAACUGGCCCGCCAUGCUAAAAUCAAAGACCAGGAAAACCAGAGGCUGAAAGCAGCACUGAAUGCCAUGCGUGAUGGCAGUGGAGAGAAGGUACGCACAGCACUGACUCUUGAAGCCAAGGAGGACGCACGUCGUUUCUUUGACCAGGAGAGAGUUAAACUCCUGCAGGAGAUAGCAGAGCUAAAGGCUACUAAAAAGCAGACUGACGAGGCUCUCAGCAACAUGAUCCAGGCUGACAAGAUGAAGGCUGGGGACCUGCGGGUGGAGCACCAGCAGCACCAGGAGCAGAUCUCUAAGAUCAAAUGGGACUGUGAGAAAGACAUCCGCAGACUGGUGGACGAAAUCAAAGGUAAGGACCGCACCAUUUUCGCUCUGGAAAAAGAACUGGAAUCGACAUCGGGUUACUUACAGAAGCUGCAGCUUCAGAAGGAUGCCCUGGAUGAACAGUUAUUCCUUGUUAAGGAGGCUGAGUGUGGCCUGGGAAGCCCAAAAAGAGAAAUCCCAGGCAGAGCUGGAGAUGGUGCGGAGCACUGUGGCAGCCCAGACAUGAGGAGAAACCAGAGGCGUAUGGCUGAACUCAAUGGGACUAUACGCAAGCUGGAGGACCGCAACUCGCUGCUGGGGGAUGAGAGGAAUGAACUGCUGAAACGUGUUCGAGAGUCAGAGAAGCAGUGUAAGCCCCUGCUGGACAAGAACAAGCUGCUGAGUAAGAGGAAUGACGAUUUGACCCAGACGAUCCAGAAGCUGGAGGAGAAGCUGAAGAGCCUGAUGAAAGAAAACCUUGAGAUGAAGGAGAGGAUAAACUCUCAUCCUCCACUGAAGAAGCUAAAGUCUCUCAAUGACCUGGACCAAGCCCAUGAUGACCAGGAAAUAGCCUUUCUCAAGCUUCAAGUCUUGGAGCAGCAAAGCAUGAUUGAUGAACUGACAAGAGACCGAGAAAAACUCCUAAGAAAGAAACGGCAUAAAAGAAGUUCAAGGCCAAUAAAGAGGCAUAUCGUGGUUGAUACUUUCUUUGGGUAUGAUGAAGAGUCUAUGGACUCAGAGACAUCCUCAGUGGCUUCAUUUCGAAUGGACAGAACUCCUGCUACUCCUGAGGAAGACCUGGAUGAUAGUCUAGCCAACGAGGAGUCAGAGCUACGUUUCCGUCAGCUCACCAGGGAAUACCAGGCCUUACAGCGAGCUUACGCCCUGCUGCAGGAACAGAAAGGAGGCCUACUGGAUGCUGAAAUCGAAGCUAAGGCUCACGAACAGCUCCAAGCAGAGGUUCUCAGGUAUAAAGCCAAGAUAGAGGACUUGGAGAAGGAACUAACCCUGAAGGGACAGGACUCCAAAUGGGUUGAAGAGAAGCAGCUGUUCCUAAGAAGGAAUCAGGAGUUGUUAGAAAAGGUGGAAAAGUUGGAGUCAGACUGUAAUCGGCUGCAGCAGGAGCUUCAAGACUCCAAAGAUCAAAAUGAACUGUUAGAGUUUAGGAUACUGGAGCUAGAGGAGCGCGAGAGGAGGUCUCCUCCAUUCAACCAUUUGAGAAUGCAUCCUUUCUCUGAGGGAGUCAGUGCACUGCAGAUCUACUGUAUGAAGGAAGGAGUUAAGGAUGUAUGCAUACCAGAUCUCAUCAAACUGCUGGAUAUCCUCGGAGACAACGGGAACUUAAGGAACGAGGAGCAAGUGGCUAUUAUUCAGGCUAGCACCGUUUUGUCACUUGCAGAAAAGUGGAUUCAACAGAUUGAAGGGACAGAGGCAGCACUGCACCAGAAGAUGAUGGACCUGGAGAUAGAGAUGGAGAUGUUUUGCAAACAGAAAGGAUAUCUGGAAGAGGAGCUGGACUACAGAAAACAGGCCCUGGAUCAGGCAUACAUGCAAAUCCAGGAGUUGGAAGCAACCUUAUACAACGCCCUGCAGCAAGACAAGGUGAUAAAGUACGGCGAGCCUCUGGAUGAGCUUCAGAGGGACGAGCUGCGGACGGCAGUGGAGAAGCUGAGGAGGCAGAUGCUGAGGAAGAGUCGAGAGUACGACUGCCAGAUCCUCCAGGAGAGGAUGGAACUUCUGCACCAGGCACAUCAGAGAAUUCGUGAUCUUGAAGAUAAGACAGAAAUCCAGAGGAGGCAGAUUAAAGACCUGGAGGAAAAGGUGGUAUGUCAGCUUGGGGAUCUUGUUUGUGACUGCAGUGUUAUUUAUUUUCUGGACAAGUGUGAAACGGUGUGUGUAGCAGUGGCUGCUCGUGUCAUAACAUCAGUGACUGCUGUCGGUAUAGCUGGAUGUAUUGUGUGCUGGUCGGAUCACACUUCAGAUUUAAUAUUAUUAUUAUUAUUAUUAUUAUUAAUAUCGUUUUUUAACCGGGUGAGGUUGGUUCUCAUCCUGCUGCCCAGGAUGAUAUUUUUAGGACAUUAAAUAUCUCUCCAAGCAGCUGAGAAUACAGACUGCAAGGAAUGGCAGGCAAUUGGGGAAACAGAUAUAGUGCAUUCAGACAUGUACACACACACACACACACACACACACACACA
This is a messenger RNA of Pundamilia nyererei, 3042 nucleotides long. It is a transcript of the gene jakmip2, whose product is annotated as janus kinase and microtubule interacting protein 2. Lineage: Eukaryota; Metazoa; Chordata; Actinopteri; Cichliformes; Cichlidae. The transcript is spliced from 23 exons. The coding region runs from base 251 to 2929 and encodes 892 amino acids. Gene Ontology annotation, molecular function: microtubule binding; kinase binding. The record is from RefSeq and is a predicted model, not a curated record.